Tupaia belangeri chinensis (Chinese tree shrew) is the source of this 4762-nucleotide messenger RNA. It is a transcript of the gene ASAH2, whose product is annotated as N-acylsphingosine amidohydrolase 2. The record is from RefSeq and is a predicted model, not a curated record. The transcript is spliced from 22 exons. Bases 1111 to 3399 code for a protein of 762 amino acids. Gene Ontology annotation, molecular function: N-acylsphingosine amidohydrolase activity. NCBI's taxonomy places the organism in Eukaryota, Metazoa, Chordata, Mammalia, Scandentia, Tupaiidae. Gene Ontology annotation, cellular component: extracellular region. Gene Ontology annotation, biological process: ceramide catabolic process; long-chain fatty acid biosynthetic process; sphingosine biosynthetic process.
UUAACAAACACGUACCACUUCUACCUGCCUUGAACUCAAUAUCCUCUUCAGAGUCUCACAGUGGACUCUGGUAUGGUCUCAAGAAAACCAGAGAUUUGCCCUAAACUAGGAGGCAACAGAUGGCUGUUAUAAGUGAUCCACCAGUAACUAGAGAAGUGGUACUACAUUUCCUCAGGAGUUCCAGGCUGCCGAGCCUUCUCUGUGGUACCAAAGGUAGAAUGACUGGGCUUCAAAAACCUGAUCAAUCAAUCAAAGUCUUUGCUUUCUUUUCAUUGUCUUUGAUGUCUACUAAUCUGUGUCCCAAAGAGUUAGAAGAAUGCACUUCUCCCCAGAGAUUCUAGUAACUUCCAUGUAGAUGAAAAUACAGGCAAUACUGCAGGAAGUCAAGUUUUAGUUUUGCCUGGGAAGGACGCCAGGGAAAAUGGAAAUACUUUCCUCUUUGUUUUCCCAAACUACCAAGGCGACUACGUGCAAUUUCCUCCAUUAGUUGUAACCUUUCUAGAAAAGGGGAGGAGAAUCUCCUCUCCCAGAUCUGAGCUCAUUCAUCUAAAACAGUCUUAACUUACAUCUCUAUGCUGCUUUGCUGUGUAAAGUUUUCUCUCGUUGAUAUGAUGGGGAAGGAACUAAAUAUUUCUGAAAUUAGAUAGGACCAGCAGGUUGAUCUGAGAAAAUGAAUGACUGCUUCUUAAGGUGUGUUUCUGCAGGAUGCAAGAUGAUGAACUCCAGGUGUGACCUCUCAAGGAUGGUGCAGGGGUUCGCCCAUGAGCAGGCUCAGCAGGGGUGCGUCCUGCCCUGGGCAUGAGUCAGCACGCAAUUGGGUAAGUUGGCGAGCCUUGGCUUCCCUGGUUAGAGUAUCCAGCCUCCAAGAGUUAACCUGCAGCUCUGCUCAGAAGAGCAGGACAGAGGAUCCAAAAGCGUCCGGCACUCUGGCUUGCAGGGGAAUGACAUGCGGUUUUGAACAAGCAGCUGCUGCAGCAGGUCUGGUAGGUUUCAGAAAGUGCCGAGAAGUCUUAAGUCCACCAACCUGCAAAGAAAAAGGGAAUAAGAUUCUGGAAGGACGUUUGUGUUACUGGGAAGCAAAAGCGCCUUUGAGUAGUACAAUCAGGAAAAAUGGCCAAGCGCACCUUCUCCACAUUGGAGACGUUCCUGAUUUUCCUCCUUGUAAUGAUGACUGCCAUCACAGUGGCCCUUCUCAGUCUCCUGUUUAUCACCAGUGGGACCAUUGAAAACCACACAGAUUCAGGAAGUCAGAAUUUUCCAACCACUCAGAGCACUCCAGUUAAUGGGCACUCCACAGCCACCCAGAGUUCUCCAGUGACUUGUACCCCAGAGCCUCCUCUAGUUCAGAAUUUCAGUGGCUACCACAUUGGUGUUGGGCGAGCAGACUGCACAGGACAAGUAGGAGAUAUCAAUCUGAUGGGCUAUGCCAAAACUGGCCAGAAUGCACGGGGCCUCCUCACCAGGCUGUACAGCCGGGCUUUCAUCAUAGAAGAACCUGAUGGGUCAAAUCGAGUGGUUUUUGUCAGCAUUGACAUAGGCAUGGUAUCCCAAAGACUCAGGCUGGAGGUCCUGAACAGACUGCAGAAUAAAUAUGGCUCUCUGUACAGAAAAGACAAUGUUAUCCUGAGCGGCACUCACACGCACUCAGCUCCCGCAGGGUAUUUCCAGUACACUGUAUUUGUCAUUGCCAGCGAGGGAUUCAGCAAUCGAACUUUCGAGUACAUGGUCGAUGGUAUUGUGAAGAGUAUUGAGAUUGCACACACAAAUAUGAAACCAGGAAAAAUCUUCAUCAAUAAGGGAAAUGUGAAUGGAACACAGAUCAACCGAAGCCCUUACUCUUAUGCUCAGAACCCACCGUCAGAGAGAGCAAGGUAUUCUUCAAAUGUAGACAAAGAAAUGGUCAUCCUAAAAAUGGUAGAUUUGAAUGGAGAUGACUUGGGUCUUAUCAGCUGGUUUGCCAUCCACCCAGUGAGCAUGAACAACAGCAACCAUCUUGUAAAUAGUGACAACAUGGGCUAUGCAUCUUACCUUUUUGAGCAAGAAAAGAACAGAGGAUAUCUACCUGGGCAGGGCCCGUAUGUAGCAGCUUUCGCUUCAUCAAACCUAGGAGAUGUGUCUCCCAACAUCCUUGGACCACACUGCACCAACACGGGAGAGUCUUGUGACAACGCCAAUAGCACUUGUCCCAUUGGUGGGCCUGGCAUGUGUGUUGCUAAAGGACCACGACAGGAUAUGCUGGAAAGCACACAAACUAUAGGACAGGCCAUAUAUGAGAAAGCACAGGAACUGUAUGACUCUGCCUCCCAGGAGAUAACUGGACCACUGGUUUCGGCUCACCAGUGGGUGAAUAUGACAGACGUGACUGUCCAGAUCAAUUCUACACACACAGCAAAAACGUGUAAACCAGCGUUGGGCUACAGCUUUGCAGCUGGAACCAUUGAUGGGCCAGGAAGCCUCAAUUUUACACAAGGGACAACGGAAGGGAACCCAUUUUGGGACAGCCUUCGGGACCAGAUCCUGGGCAGGCCGUCUGAGGAAAUCAAAGAAUGUCAGAAACCAAAGCCAGUCCUUCUUCACACUGGAGAGCUAUCAAAACCUCAUCCCUGGCAUCCAGAUAUUGUCGAUGUUCAGAUUAUUACUCUUGGGUCCUUGGCCAUAACAGCUGUCCCCGGGGAGUUUACGACCAUGUCUGGACGAAGACUUCGAGAGGCAAUUCAAGCAGAAUUUACAGCUUAUGGGAUGCUGAAUAUGACAGUUGUUAUUUCGGGUUUGUGCAAUGUUUAUACACACUAUAUCACCACUUAUGAAGAAUACCAGGUUCAGCGGUAUGAGGCAGCCUCUACAAUAUAUGGACCGCACACUCUGUCUGCUUAUAUCCAGCUCUUCAGAGGCCUUGCUAAGGCCAUUGCUACGGACACAGUAGCCAACCUGAGCAGAGGGCCUGAGCCUCCAUACUUCAAACAAUUGAUCGCCUCAUUCAUUCCUACCAUUCCAGAUAGAGCACCAAUAGGCAGAACUUUUGGAGAUGUCCUUCAGCCAGUGAAUCCUAAAUACAGAGUGGGAGAGGUUGCUGAAGUUGUAUUUGUAGGUGCCAACCCAAAGAAUUCAGCAGAAAACCGGACUCAUCAGACCUUCCUUACUGUGGAGAAAUAUGAGGCCACUUCAGCAUCAUGGCAGAUAGUGUGCAAUGAUGCCUCCUGGGAGACUCGUUUUCAUUGGCACAAAGGAUUCCUGGGUCAGAGCAAUGCAACAAUAGAAUGGCAUAUUCCGGACACUGCCCAGCCUGGAAUCUACAGAAUAAGAUAUUUUGGACACAAUCGGAAACAGGACAUUCUGAAGCCUGCAGUCAUACUUUCAUUUGAAGGCACUUCUUCUGCUUUUGAAGUUGUAACUACUUAGUGAAGAGUUGAUCCAUCAUUUCAAGAGCAGCUUUCCUCUGCACAGUGUAUAACUGAUUUUACAUGAGUGUGAACUACCUUGUUGACUUCUGUAAUUGUCCCUAUUUGGGGCAAAUAAUUUACUGCUGAUGGGCCAGAGGUGUGUGUGUGUGUGUGUGUGUGUGUGUGUGUGUGUGAUUUAUCAUUUCCCAGCAGACAUGCACCUUGUGGCCUAUAGCCCAAAGCAUGAUUUCUCCUGAAGCCUUGUUGCUAUUUAAGGGAUAUUGCCUUUUUGAAUGAAACCUCUGAAAUGUUAGUGAGAAUGGUUGAGAUGUGUGAACAAUGUUUAACCUAUUUAUUUACAGAAUUAUGGAAUGUUAGCACUGGAAAAUGUAUAGAAAUUGUCUAUAUUGAAUCCUUUAUUUGACAUAUGAGAAAAAUGAAGCUUUAUGGGUGUGAGAUUAGAUAAAGUUAUAGGACCUUUCCUCCCAAAUCCAUUUAAAAGUAUUAUGUAAACCUUGACAUAAGCUUGAGCCUCAUUAGAGAAACAGAAAAUUAGCAUAUCAGAUUUCCAACAUUCAAAUGAGCAUAGACUUUCAAAAGCGGUUAUCCUGGAGUUGAUGUGCCUAACCCUAAGUAGUUGUUGAUGCUCAAAUCAUUUUUGGAAUUGCCUUCAGAGGCCAAUUAUAAGAAAGUCAGACUUAUACUUUGAUCAUGCCUUGUACUAAGUGUCCUUAUCUCAUUUGAUUAUCUCUCAUUCCCUAGACUUAGUCAAAUAAAUUUUGACUAUUUUUAUUAAUCAAAUUCACCCCAAACCAUGGAGCUGUGCCAUUAGUGCAGAUAUUAAAAUUAAAGUAUUAUUAGCUGAAAAGGCAGUCUUCAAAGAGAAGGUUCUAAAUGCAUUUAUUUGUCCUUUUAUCACUCACUCACUCAUUCAUGGACAAAUUCGGUCAUAAAAUAUCUAUGAAGACCUCCCUGUCUAGCACUGUAAUAUGGCAGGACCUUGACAGACAGAGAGAUUGUAUAUGGAGUGAUGCAUAAGUAUCAAAGGUGACUAUUUUGAAAAUGAAAGUAUUAAAUGGUGAGGCAUUUAAAAAUCAGUAAUUCUCAAGUCACACCUUAUGUAUCAUCUGUGUUGGAUACUCUAAUUUGGGGGGAAAGAGGUUUCAGACUAUUUGAUAAAUACUAUCUUGAAAGUUACUUUUAGAUACUGUGAACUGUACAGCCUAAUGUCUCAAAUAAUCAGAUAUGACAAUCUGACAUUGAUCACCUGAAAACGCUAACUGCACUUAAAGCUAUCUAAGUUAACUAGGAGCUCCCAGAUUGAAAAGUAAAUUUCCAAACCCCAAGUCAUACUUCUGCAUGUGUGCAAAACUUUAACAUAU